Messenger RNA from Ixodes scapularis (black-legged tick), 1374 nucleotides. RefSeq lists its product as uncharacterized. Lineage: Eukaryota; Metazoa; Arthropoda; Arachnida; Ixodida; Ixodidae. The coding region runs from base 1 to 1374 and encodes 457 amino acids. The transcript has 3 exons. The record is from RefSeq and is a predicted model, not a curated record.
AUGAUUUCCGGGUCCCUUCGAGUCCCGUACCGAGCCCGGGGGCCUCUUGAACCUGACCCCUGCCUCCGCGCUACGCAGGAGGGCGGCUCGCAGGCUUCGACGCUCAGCUGCCGUGGCGGUCCCGAGUGCCACGAGUUCGUCCCCGUCACCGAGACGCCCGGACCCAGCAACGCGGCCCACAGGCUUUCUUUUCCUAGCGGCAUCGAGAGGCACCUGGCCCGCCUGCACAGCUCGUCGGCAGGAGACAACCGCAAGUCCUUCCCACCAUGCCAGGCGUCGGACACGGACUCGGGCCUCGGGCGCACCAUCACGGCCGAGACAAGCGAAGAGAGCUUCGCGGGUGUCAUGGCCCCUGCGAGGCGUCCUGGUGCCUUGGCCGCGUCCAGCGCGGACGACGACGGCGGCCUGGCGCACGAGAUGGCCCUGCUCCGGGUGGAGCUGGAGAUUGUGCGCUGGGAGUGCGAGAGCAUCAUCCGCCAGAAGCGUCGCCGUGAUCAGGACCUGGUUGGCUCGUGGUCUCGACGCAGGCGGGUGCUGGACUGGAUGCAGCGCCACGACAGCAGCGACACCUCCUACGACCCGUCCACGCUGUCGUCCACCUCAGAGGCUCGGGCCGCCAGCCCGAGCCCCACGUCCUCCGUAGAAGCCCUGUGCAGGACUCCGCCGUCGUACGUGGCCUCGCCGCGCUCGCAGAGCAUGAACCUCAGCCCCGCGCCGUCUCCGGAACGCAAGCGGUGCUCUUCGGCCAGCCCCGUCCGUCGCAAGAUGGCCGAGUCUCCUGUGAGUCCGAUGCGGACGUAUCGGCUGUGCUGUACCAUAGGUGAGGCCCCCGUAGGCUUCAGGCCUCGGUGCAGCUCGAACCCGGUGCCCAGGGCGCCCCGCCCUCAGCCCCUGGCCAGCUCCCGAACGGCGACGCAGCUGAGUAGGCACCCCGACCAGGGCACGUCCUGCUUCCCGACGCAAAGCAUCCCGUCCGGCCGCGCCGCAUCUCCGCUGUCCGUCCAGGAGGACCGGCCUCGGCGCUGGUUCGAGGGACUCCUCCAGGACCCUGAGCCCAGUCACGUGUGCUCUUUCUCCAGCCCUCAGCGGCAGAGCCCUCGGUUGCAGCCCGUUAUGGAGGCUGAGUGCUUCGGAGGCCUGGAUUUGGACGUGGAGCUGGUGAGCGCGGGAUACGAGUUUCCCAGGGACGACGUCCGAAAGGCGCGGCGCCAAGCCAGAAAGGAACGCGCCAAGGAGAUUGCACGCACCAGGGCCGACACCACGACGUCGACAGACUCGGACGCGACACUCAAGCACCACGUCAGUUGCCACGCCUGCCGCAGGAAGGUGCCCAAGGUAGCCAGACCUCGCAGGGGACAGGACGUUAGGCUAUGA